This is a messenger RNA of Prunus avium (sweet cherry), 1966 nucleotides long. The record is from RefSeq and is a predicted model, not a curated record. Lineage: Eukaryota; Viridiplantae; Streptophyta; Magnoliopsida; Rosales; Rosaceae.
AUAUAAUACCAUAGUUAACUGUAUUAAUGGGAACGUCAACCUAUUAACACUUCCUUUCCUUCUUCGACAAUUCAUUUCUUGCAACUUUUUCCUCUCUCUCUCUCUCUCUCUCUCUCUUGUUAAUCUCAUGAAGUGUUCAUAUGAUCAAAACUGAUGAAGAAGAGGCUGCAGGUUUUCAUGGAGAAAUCGUCGAUUGCCGUAAAGUGCCGUAGUCAACUCUGGUUUGUCCUAAUAGCUUCAUUUCUUUUUGUCUUCAUAUUGCUUUUAUCAGACUAUUCUGCUCUAAGUGCUGGACGAAAUAUACAAGGGGUCACCUAUUAUAUCACCAACUCUGCAAAUGUAAUUGUCAACCAAGACCAUUCUAGCUCUCCUCCUCAUCAAGAUCAUACAACUCCAACAUCAUCAUCACCCAAUGAAAGCAAGAGUUGGCUGACCCUUGAUGUCACAAAUUCAACUACUACGGCAAAUAAUAAUACUGUCAAGUCUGUUGUGAUCAAUAAUCCACCAGUACAACCUAUGUCUAGUGGGAUUGGGAAGAAUAUCUCUGAUUCUGCUUCUGAUUCGUGUUCGGGUCGAUAUAUUUAUGUUCAUAAUCUUCCUAAGAGGUUCAACCAGGACUUGCUCAAAAAUUGCCAUUCACUUCAGAGAUGGACUGAUAUGUGCCCCUACAUAUCAAACAUGGGACUUGGUCCUAGAAUUAAGAAUUCUAAAAAGCAGCUAGUUGGAAAUGGUUGGUUUGCUACAAACCAGUUUUUAUUGGAAGUUAUUUUUCACAACAGGAUGAAGCAGUACAAGUGUUUAACCAAUGAUUCAUCAUUGGCCUCUGCUGUCUUUGUACCCUUUUACCCUGGCCUUGAUGUGGGACGAUACCUCUGGGACUAUAACAUAUCAAUGAGAGAUGCUUCUCCUCUAGAAUUUGUGAAGUGGCUUUCGCAUAGGCCGGAAUGGAAAAAAAUGUGGGGAAGAGACCAUUUCUUAGUUGGAGGAAGGAUUGCUUGGGAUUUCAGGAGGCAAACAGACAAGGACUCUGCUUGGGGUUCCAAGCUUAUGUUCUUACCUGAAGCCAAGAACAUGACAUUGUUGUCGAUCGAAUCCAGCUGCUGGAACAAUGAGCAGGCAAUACCAUACCCAACAUACUUCCAUCCCUCCAAGGACAGUGAGGUGUUUGAGUGGCAGAGAAGAAUGAGAAAGAGGAAAAGGCGGCACCUCUUCUCCUUUGCUGGUGCUGCAAGACCUGAUUCGAAAGAUGGUAUCAGGGACAUGAUUAUAAACCAAUGUCAAUCUUCAACCUCUUGCAAACUUGUAGGCUGCCACGGUGGUGCAAACAAGUGUGAUGACCCCCUAAAUGUGAUGAAGGCAUUUGAAGCAUCAGUUUUUUGCUUGCAGCCUUCGGGGGACUCAUACACGCGGCGAUCAACGUUUGAUUCCAUCUUGGCAGGCUGCAUUCCAGUUUUCUUCCAUCCCGGUUCGGCUUAUGUGCAGUACUUGUGGCAUUUCCCCAACACCCCAUCCAAAUACUCUGUGUUCAUAUCAGAAAAAGAUAUCAGGGACCAAAAGGUGAUGAUCAAUGAGACAUUGCAUAGAAUUCCCAAGCGUCAAGUAUCAGCAAUGAGAGAGGAGGUUAUAAGGUUGAUCCCAAGGGUAUUAUAUGCAGAUCCAAGAGCACCAAGAUUGGAGACAGUUGAAGAUGCAUUUGACAUAGCAGUUAAGGGAGUGCUUGACAGAGUAGAGAGAAUUAGGCGGGACAUGAAAGAGGGUAAGGAUCCUGGUAUUGCUUUUCCAGAACUAAACACUACAAAAUUUGAUAUGCCUGGUCCUGGGAGAGAGAGAAAAUUGAGGAUCUUUAGACAACACAAGAAAGAGUAGAUUAAUAUCUUGUAUUUGCAGUUGCAGCAACAAUUUUUUUGUUUUCAUUUGAAUCAUCAGAACCCUAUAUACCAAUGUGCAAGAUUUGUUUUUUCUUUCU